Messenger RNA from Cajanus cajan (pigeon pea), 854 nucleotides. RefSeq names its product ubiquitin-conjugating enzyme 10 (gene UBC10). The record is from RefSeq and is a predicted model, not a curated record. NCBI's taxonomy places the organism in Eukaryota, Viridiplantae, Streptophyta, Magnoliopsida, Fabales, Fabaceae.
CCAAUCAAUCACAGAGAAGAGAAUCAAUUUUGAAGCCCCACACACCAUUCAUAUAAAACUCAUUUUCCUUCUCCAAUUCUCGCACCUUCUCUCUCUCGUUCGAGUUUGCGUUCUACGUCGCAAAAUCGAAGGAGGAUCUCUCUUGCUUUUUCUCUAGGUUUUUGUGAUGGCGUCCAAGAGAAUUUUGAAAGAACUUAAGGAUUUGCAGAAAGAUCCUCCAACUUCUUGUAGUGCUGGUCCUGUUGCUGAAGAUAUGUUUCAUUGGCAAGCUACAAUUAUGGGUCCUCCAGACAGUCCUUAUGCUGGAGGUGUUUUCCUAGUGACCAUUCAUUUCCCUCCGGAUUAUCCCUUUAAGCCACCCAAGGUUGCAUUUAGGACAAAGGUAUUCCACCCAAAUAUAAAUAGUAAUGGAAGUAUUUGCCUUGAUAUAUUGAAGGAGCAAUGGAGCCCUGCUCUAACCAUUUCUAAGGUGUUGCUCUCAAUUUGUUCCCUAUCGACAGACCCAAAUCCCGAUGAUCCUUUGGUCCCUGAAAUUGCCCACAUGUACAAGACAGACAGGAACAAGUAUGAGUCAACUGCAAGAAGCUGGACCCAAAAAUACGCCAUGGGCUAAUUUGUACGAGGGAGAGCGAUUUCUUACUUUCAAUGUCUAGGCACAACCUUUGUAUGACUAUUUUGUGUUCUUCGAUUAAGGCCAGUUGAAGAUGAAUGGGAAAAUAUUUUUUAUGUUUGUAUUGCAAAAUGCAAAUGCUACUUUUAAAAUAGUGAAAUGUUGCCCCAUUUAAAAGUUUGUCAAAAUUUUAACCUUGUAUUGACAUCAUCGUUGCAUAUUUAGAGAAUUUUGGUUUGCUAUA